Neurospora tetraspora is the source of this 483-nucleotide messenger RNA. RefSeq lists its product as uncharacterized. The transcript has a single exon. The record is from RefSeq and is a predicted model, not a curated record. The coding region runs from base 184 to 444 and encodes 86 amino acids. NCBI's taxonomy places the organism in Eukaryota, Fungi, Ascomycota, Sordariomycetes, Sordariales, Sordariaceae.
AUACAAUAGUUUUUGUACAAGUGGCUAUCAUGUGUGGUGUGGCCGUUAAAGAAAAUGGUGUGGGUAUGGGGCUCUCGUUAGUUGUAGUCCGUUUUGGCUGGCACAGGCUGCACAGCUUCGUUGUGCAUUGCAUCAUCGUGGUCGGGGUGUCGUCGCAGUCGCAGUCGCAUUAUCACCGAACGAAUGAGCCUCCAAAGUGCCGCCGCUUUAGCCGUUUCGUUAGCUAGAGCCGUGCAGAGCCGUGCCGUUUCGUCGUUGUCCACGUCCGACCGACAUCCGUUUGGGGUUUCUGCGGCCCGCAGUCCGUGUGAAUGGACUUUGUCCCCGACUCCCCGAUUUUCCCGAUUCCGCGCUUGCUGCACGAUCCCACGUCCCACGAUCUGUUGCUGUAACAAUAUGCAAAGAUUGUGGAGAGGGCUGGUGACCCGUCAACGUGAAACAUAAAGGAUCUCUUUGCUUUUGUGGGACAUCUCAGACAACGCA